This is a messenger RNA of Saccostrea cuccullata (small rock oyster), 1104 nucleotides long. RefSeq lists its product as uncharacterized. The coding region runs from base 31 to 1104 and encodes 357 amino acids. The record is from RefSeq and is a predicted model, not a curated record. The transcript is spliced from 2 exons. NCBI's taxonomy places the organism in Eukaryota, Metazoa, Mollusca, Bivalvia, Ostreida, Ostreidae. Gene Ontology annotation, molecular function: protein binding.
AAGAGUCACUUAUAAAUCUUUGGACAUUUCAUGCCUCUUAUCAGUCGUAGAGAAGAUCUGGAAAUGUUGAUAUUACUAAGUCUUCUGUUCUAUCAGCAAAUCUGUUUUGCUUUUGAAUAUACUGAUGAACUCCGUAUGUUAGCGAAUAGAGUGGCCCAGUUGGAGAGGACUAUUGGAAAAGAACAGCAGAAUUCAGUGCACGGAGAAUUUCAAUCAGUGAAUUUGGAGUUAAAAUCAGAUAUUCCACAUCCAGACUUCAGCAGAACAGAUAAGCCACGUAUUCAGGAAACUGAAUUACACAUACCAGGCAAAGGCACGAACGAUUCAAAACUUAAAACCUGUGAUGAUCGAAUUCAAGCUUUAGAGAGAACAGUUCGUGAAUUAUCCAAGCUUUUCAAAGUUCAGGAAAACGAUAUCCAACAUAUUCACAAUCUUGAAGCAAGACUUGAUGAACAGGAAAAAAUCAUUUCAUAUUUAAGAAAGCACAUUUCAGAAAAUGAAAUCAAUAUUCAAACAAUUCAAAAUGAAGAAAUGAUACCUAAAGGCAUAGAAAUUAAGGAAUCUGAUGCAUCCCUACCUAAUGAAACUGGAAUAUCCAAAAUCCAAAGGAUUAAGGAGAAAAACAGUCCUUCUGUAGCAAAUAUCAACAAAAAGCGAUUGCUUUCCCCUGUAACAACAACACCAUAUCCUUCUUACAUGAGUAAUCCCAUUGCCUUCUACGCCUAUAUGUCGAAAAACACACCAACAGUAACAAUUCAGCAUCCCUUGUCCUUUGAUGUCGUUAAAACCAACUUUGGAAAUGGGUAUCACUCCACCACGGGGGUAUUCAUGGUGCCGGAAAGCGGGGUUUAUGUGUUUACUUGGACGAUCAGAAUUGGUGAUAAUAAUCAUCAUUCAACACAGUUGAUGGUGAAUACGGAUGAACUGGGUAUAAUUUACUCACAUGUUGCCUCGGAUUCAGAUGUUGGAGGAACAGGUAUUGUUGUGGCGCACGUCGAUAAAGGAGACGAUGUUUACGUGAGGACACAUGCUUCGUGGAAUAGUGGAGCUAUUUAUAGUACUACUGCAGGAAGAUCUUCAUUUGCAGGCUGGAAACUAUUUUAA